AUGCAGUAUCAAAGACUGACAGACAAUGCAUCAAUAAUAGUAAGAGAAACUGGUGAAAGUCACCUAUUAUCAUCAUCAUUAGAUACAAAUCCAAAAGUUUGUCGUUGGCGAAAAAUUAUUCUUAUUCUUUUAUUUAUUCAAUUAAUUUUAUGUACAAUUCUUCUUAUGAUUGAUAGUCGUCUUUUAAUUAAAGAUAAAGAUGAUAAUUAUCGACAAGGAAUACGUUCCCUCGGACUAAUAUUUUUAUCAAUUGUCUAUUAUGGAUGUGGUUUGAUCGUUGUAUAUCGAUAUCAUCAUUUGGGAAUAUAUGUUUUUGCUUGGUUAGGUUAUUUACAAUAUAUAUUUUUAUGUGCAGAACUUUUUCUAAAUAUUAUCUUUAUUGUAAAACAUCCAUCGCAUGAUAAACGAACGAAAAUUGCUUUUGUUAUUGGCUUAAUUAGUACAAUCAUGUCUACACUUCAAGCUAUCUUAAUGGUUAUCACACUUAAACUUACAUUCAAAUUAUUUCAUUUAAUCAAACUUUUUAAACGUGAUGUUCUCGAACAGGUGUAA
Rotaria sp. Silwood1 is the source of this 552-nucleotide messenger RNA. The record is from the annotation of a GenBank genome assembly. NCBI's taxonomy places the organism in Eukaryota, Metazoa, Rotifera, Eurotatoria, Philodinida, Philodinidae.